AUGGGGGGUUCAUCGGAUAGGGAGACCAAGUUCUUGCAAGAAUUGAUAUUGUACGCGGCGAGUGCGGCUUUGAGUUGCUUGGUUUUGUUCGCGGGGCUCCGGCAUCUCGACCCGAACCGUGAAGCCUCCAAGAAGGCUAUGGAGCACAAGAAGGAAAUUGCUAAGCGCCUUGGUCGUCCUCUUAUCCACACCAAUUCUUACGAGGAUGUUAUAGCUUGUGAUGUUAUAAACCCUGACCACAUUGAAGUAGAAUUUGAAUCUAUCGGAGGACUGGAGUCUAUAAAGCAAUCCUUAUUUGAACUGGUGAUCCUUCCACUAAGGAGGCCUGAUCUGUUUUGCCAUGGGAAGCUCCUUGGUCCACAAAAAGGAGUGUUGUUGUAUGGACCACCCGGUACUGGGAAGACUAUGCUUGCCAAAGCUAUUGCAAAGGAGUCUGGAGCUGUUUUCAUCAAUGUGAGGAUAUCAAAUCUGAUGAGCAAAUGGUUUGGUGAUGCACAAAAACUUGUUGCUGCUGUAUUUAGCUUGGCUUAUAAACUCCAGCCUGCUAUCAUAUUUAUUGAUGAGGUUGAUAGUUUCUUGGGUCAGCGCCGAACUACAGAUCAUGAAGCAUUAACAAACAUGAAAACUGAGUUCAUGGCUUUAUGGGAUGGCUUUACUACAGAUCAGAAUGCUCGAGUUAUGGUUCUUGCUGCUACUAAUCGUCCAUCAGAACUUGAUGAAGCAAUACUUCGGCGUCUUCCUCAGGCCUUUGAGAUCGGGUAUCCCGAUCAAAGGGAGAGGGCAGAGAUACUAAAGGUGAUUUUGAAGGGGGAGAGAGUUGAAGACAAUAUUGAUUAUGACCAUAUAGCUGGCUUGACUGACGGUUACACAGGUUCAGAUCUACUUGAGCUUUGCAAGAAAGCAGCUUAUUUCCCUAUCAGAGACCUCCUAGAUGAAGAAAAGAGUGGAAAAAGAUCUUCUGCACCAAGGCCAUUAGCACAGUCAGAUUUGGAGCAUGUUCUUGCAACGUCCAGGCAUACAAAGGUUGCUGCAAAUGACUACACUGGGUUGAACUCAUCACAAUUGUCACCAGGGUGGUCGAUGAACAGAGACACUGGCGAUUAUCAACCAGUUCCAGCUGCAAUUAACGAGCUCUCAAGGCUAGUGGUUUCCCACAUCUUGAAUAUUCAAACCGAUGCCCAGGACCCUUAA
This is a messenger RNA of Prunus armeniaca (apricot), 1191 nucleotides long. The record is from the annotation of a GenBank genome assembly. Lineage: Eukaryota; Viridiplantae; Streptophyta; Magnoliopsida; Rosales; Rosaceae.